AACGAUCCCCGAACUCCAAUGUCUGCGACCAACGCGCCGAACAGUAGGUUGAACGAAAUACCAGACGGCUGUGAUCUGGAUGUUGUUGCCGUUAAUUGGCACUCUUCAAAAAAGAAAUGAAAUAAUGUAGCGCUAACACGGAGAUCCCCAACACACGUUAGCACAACAAGAGGCUCUGAGGCAUCCUGCUUCAAGCGAAACGGGACUGGAGGUUCCAGUCCUACAUUUAAACAAGCAAACCAGCGCUUGUCCCAUGGUUAGUACCCACCAGGUGCCCUUGGAUGCCAGAGAACUUAGACAUUUGGAGGCUUGGAGCGUGGAACGUAUCCGUCCGAUCAGUGUAUCUCCAUUCGGGACUGUUUGCUCAAGGGAAAGAAAACCUCCCUACGUCCAUAUAGAUUCAGCUCGUCAUUAACACUAGUUACGCCUACCACUUCAGAUUGUGAU
Messenger RNA from Aspergillus pseudonomiae, 447 nucleotides. RefSeq lists its product as uncharacterized. Lineage: Eukaryota; Fungi; Ascomycota; Eurotiomycetes; Eurotiales; Aspergillaceae. The coding region runs from base 254 to 415 and encodes 53 amino acids. The record is from RefSeq and is a predicted model, not a curated record. The transcript has a single exon.